AUGGCCUCAGCAAAGGCAGCAAGGGGGCCCGAGGCCCAGAAGGGGACUGCUGUGGGACCAGUACGCCUUGUGGAGGCCUCUGAGUGUCCAGUGACCCAAGACCAGUGUCUGGCGUCAGCCCACGAAGCCUGCCAGACCCAGGGUGAAGCUGAGUGUCCAACAGGCCCAACCUCAGAGCCAGAGCUCCAGGAGGAGAGGUUAAAGACAGAGGCGAAGGCUCCCGAUGAGCGAAGCCACAGGUCCCUAGCUUCCAUUGUGAGACCCAGUCAUGGUCUGAAGAGGAAGCUGACCAACUCCUCAGGCUUCCUGUCCAUGGCUUUCGUUUGCGGGCCCCCCCCCCAUCCUAGGGCUGAAGCUGAGCUGCCGCUGCACAAGGAGACGCCAGAGGGGAGCCAGAGCGAGCCAUCUGCCAAGCAGCACAAAAAAGCCAAGAAGCGCAAGAGUCUGGGGGCCCCGGCACUCCCUGAUGCAGUCAGCACAGGGUCUGCCCCUUCAGAGAUCUUGGGGCUGCAGCGAAAGGCCCAGCGCCUUCGAGCCCUGUACCAGUACAUCAACUAUUGCAACCCUGAGCUGAACCAGGCAGGGGAAGGGCACAGAGAGGCUGACACUGAGCCGGAAUCGGAACUGGUCCUGGUCUCUGAGGAGGUGGGUGUGGAACAGCUGCAGGCCUUACUGCCCGUGGCAGGUGAGGUGGGCUCAGGCUUCUCUGUGCCCUGCCACAAAACGUUAGUGCCCCCCACCCACAUUCUGGCCCCCCUGGCAGAGGAGGCUGCAGAGGAUCCUCGGGGUCUUCCCAGCUUGGGUGUCAGUGGCCAAAUCAAGGCUGAGGUAGAUAAGUCAACCCAGGUGGACAUUGACAAGAUGCUGAGUGUCUGUGCUGCCCCUCUUGUGCCCCCACUCUCUCCUCAGUAUAAGUGA
Messenger RNA from Chrysochloris asiatica (Cape golden mole), 918 nucleotides. RefSeq names its product chromosome unknown open reading frame, human C16orf86 (gene CUNH16orf86). The transcript is spliced from 4 exons. Bases 1 to 918 code for a protein of 305 amino acids. Lineage: Eukaryota; Metazoa; Chordata; Mammalia; Afrosoricida; Chrysochloridae. The record is from RefSeq and is a predicted model, not a curated record.